Molecule: messenger RNA, 873 nt
Organism: Megalops cyprinoides (Indo-Pacific tarpon)
Lineage: Eukaryota; Metazoa; Chordata; Actinopteri; Elopiformes; Megalopidae
Gene: mrps24
Product: mitochondrial ribosomal protein S24
Exons: 4
Coding region: 12-515 (167 amino acids)
Biological process (GO): translation
Cellular component (GO): mitochondrion
Source: RefSeq, a predicted model, not a curated record
UGCUUUCCAAAAUGGCGCUGUCCUUGAGCAGGCAGAGUUCAGCUAUACUGAAAUCGCUGAACGCAGUUUGCUCGUUGCCCAGACAACGGACAAUCCACUCAACUGCAGUUUGCUGCAAGAACCGUGCAGCGCGAGUUCGUGUGGGGAAAGGCGACAAACCUGUGACUUACGAGCAAGCCAAUCCCCCUCACUACAUUGCCCAUCGCAAAGGCUGGCUGUCGCAUCAUACUAGUAAUCUGGAGGGGGAGGAGGGUGCUGCAGAGAGGACAAUAGAAGACGUUUUUGUGCGCCGCUUCAUCUACGGCACAUUCCAUGGCUGCCUGGCAAAUGAGGUGGUCGUCAAGCGGAGGGGCAACAUGCUGGUGAUCUGUGCCCUGCUCCUCCAGAAACUGCCCCCCCAGAAGUUCUACUUCCUCAUCGGCUACACAGAGACUCUGCUCUCCCAUUUCUACAAGUGCCCUGUCAAAAUGGAAGUGCAGACCCUGGAGGAGAAAGUGGUGUACAAAUACCUUUGAGUAUGACCCCCCCGACCACUGUCCUCCCAUUUAAAAGACUGUUGUGACACACAGAGGACUCACACUUCUCUUGGAUAAUACAAGGUUGCGUGGCUUCUUGUGAAUUGUACAUUUGAGUAAUAAGUAUAACAUAAGUAUGUUUGGGUCCAUGCUCAGUAUGUGCUGGUUCAAGAUUGCAGGAGUGUUCUAUCUGGACAACAAAAACAAAAGCGUCUGUGAGUCGUAACAUCUUUUGCCCUUAGACCAUAUAGAGCUAUUCUGUUGUCCCUUAAGAUGCCCCAGAUCAUGUCUUGGAAAUGUGCCACACUGGUUCCAUUAUGCAGGAGACUAGUUUAUAUUGGACAAUGAUGUCACCCCC